UUGUGUAAUUUCAAUGAAUUUAUUGCUACGUUAACGCAAUGAAAGGGCGCACCGCCAUAUCUGCGCAAUGCGAUCGAAAGUGGUCCGAAGUGUAAUAGUAGAGGGCACCGGGCUCGGCAGGGCACGGCAAUUAGCAGCUGUCCAGAUGGGAGAUUGGCUAGCAGAACUGGCCGAGUCACGAUGAGCAGGCGCUUCCGGCCAAAUGAGAUGCAUCUCGACACGCGCCGAACAUCAUUUCCGUGCCUGGCCAGAAGAUCUGAUUGGACGAUUGGAUUGGAUGGCGGAGUACAAAAGGCGCAUUCAAGCGGUUGGCCAAAACAGUUGGCCAAAUGACUUCCGGACUCCGCUUCUCUGUCCCACUAAUUGUGGCCCUUGCCAUGGUGACCCUCGCCCUGGUGACCCCUACAGCUUGGGCGGAUUCGGAAUUCGAUGUGGACUACUCCAACGAAUACGAUGAUGUGCGACCCCAUCUGGUCUAUCCCGAUGAACCCAGGCUGGACAAGCGGAUCGGAGACGCGGCCCGAGAAUUUAGUCAGAAUAUAACCCAGGCCUGGCACUCGAUGGUGGACUCCUUCAAGAACUACUUCGAGGAGCUAAAGAACCUAUUUGCCGUCCCUACGGAUCCCAAUGCAGCCAACGAGGUCGACCACUAGAAUGUGUGCCCAUCACUUUGUAAUUAUAAUUUAUAUUUUUAGUAAUUGGAAUAAAAGAGUUUAAUUUGGCUACCCAGAAACUGUACUAAAAUUAAUGACUACUUUCUUCAGCAAUAAUUAUCUUAGUAAAUCCAAAGUUAAUCAAAAUA
Molecule: messenger RNA, 802 nt
Organism: Drosophila gunungcola (fruit fly)
Lineage: Eukaryota; Metazoa; Arthropoda; Insecta; Diptera; Drosophilidae
Exons: 1
Coding region: 330-653 (107 amino acids)
Source: RefSeq, a predicted model, not a curated record